Messenger RNA from Diaporthe citri, 1500 nucleotides. RefSeq lists its product as uncharacterized. The transcript is spliced from 4 exons. Gene Ontology annotation, biological process: transmembrane transport. Gene Ontology annotation, cellular component: membrane. Bases 1 to 1500 code for a protein of 499 amino acids. The record is from RefSeq and is a predicted model, not a curated record. Gene Ontology annotation, molecular function: transmembrane transporter activity. Lineage: Eukaryota; Fungi; Ascomycota; Sordariomycetes; Diaporthales; Diaporthaceae.
AUGGCGACCUCAGUCGUUGUCACAGAAGAACAACAAGAUGCCAUUGCCCUGCGCAGCCUCGGCGCCAUCGAUGACGACACCUCGGCUUCCCUUGUCGCCCAACAAGCGGACGAUGCUCCUGCAGCUCAGGCGCAACCACCAAAGCUUCACCCGGUCCUUCUUACCGCCCAGCUUGCGGGAGUAAACCUGCUGAGCUCCGUGGUAAAUGGAUACAUCACAGUCGGCCUCCCUCGCAUCGCCGCCGACCUCAGUCUGCCCGAGGAACUCUUCUUCUGGCCGGCCUCCGUGUAUGGGCUUGCCAUAGCGUCUACCCUCCUUCUGGCCGGUUCCGUUGCCGAUAUUCUGGGCACCCGGGCUGUGGACUUGUCCGGCUGCUUCGCGCUCGCGGCCAGCAUACUCGGGAGCGGCUUCGUGCGGACAGGCGUGGAGUUCAUCGUCCUGAGAGUCAUCCAGGGGGUCGCUAUGAGCCUGCACCUAUCGUCUUCCGUGGCCAUUGUGGCCGGCAACAUGCCGCAGGGUCGAAUCGAUACUAUCGGUUGGCGUGCGGGCUGGUUCAUUGACGGCGACGCGAUGCUGCUGCUUUUUAUGAUUGGGUUACGGGUUCUGCCCAAGAGCAAGCGGAACGCCCAGGGCAUCAUGGCUCAACUGGCCACCAAAGUAGAUUGGGUCGGUGCAAUCAUCGCCUCGGCGUUCUUCGCCUGCUUGUCCUAUUUAUUGGCAAUCAUAAGCACCGAUGUCUACAGAAUCCAUGACACCGAAACCAUUGUCCUCAUUUCUAUAGCUGCUGCAGCUCUACCAGCCUUUUUGACUUGGGUCCACUAUCGAGUCAAAGUCGGGAAGCCGGCCCUAAUGCCAAAUAAAAUCUGGAAAAACAAGGCAUUUUCCACUGUAUGCCUGGCCAUAUUUAUAUCCUUCGGUGUCCUAAACUCCAUGGAGCAAUAUAGCAGUUUAUUCUUCCAAGAAGUCCAGCAAUUGCCAGCUCUUCAAGCAUCCAUCAGGAUACUUCCGAGCCUGAUAGUAGGCGUCGCAUUGAAUUUGUCUACAGGACUCAUCGUCGACAAGAUUUCCGCACUGUGGCUCGUCGUUGGCUCGUCGGUCUUGUGUGCCAUCGCCCCUCUCCUCAUGGCCCUCGUCCAGCCACAGUGGCCAUAUUGGUACAACGCAUUCUUUGCCCAGAUCCUGAUGCCUAUCAGCGGCGAUGUGCUCUUUACCAUCGGACUCAUUGUCGUCUCCAACGUCUUCCCCGAGGACACGCAGUCGCUGGCCGGGGCCGUGUUCAACACCGCUGCACAGUUUGGCAGCUCUCUCGGCCUGACUGUAAUGCAGGUCGUGUCCACGCUGACAGCCAAGGGCCAGCCUGGUGCGACUGGUUCCCCUGAGCAUCUCAUGGCUGGCUAUCGAGCGACCUUUUGGACUAUGUUUGCGCUCAUGGUGUCCUGCGCCUUUGUGAGCACGUGUGGCUUGCGGCGAGCCGGCAAGGUGGGCGCCAAGCGGGACUAA